AUGGAGGAAGGUGAAAAAAUUAUUGAUGAGGAAGAGAAAAUUGAAGAAAAAAAUCCAUUAAUUAUAUCUGAUAAUAAUUUUCCACCAAAAUAUAAUGUUUUUUGUGUACCUAAUAAACAAUCAUUAAAAGAUCGAUUUUGUUAUGGAAACUUAGAUGCUUAUAUAAUUGGAUGUGCUCAUAAUAAUUAUCCCCUUCACUUAGCAUCAUUUUGUUUUGGAUUUAAACAUUUAUGUUCUAAAGUUAAUUUUCCUAAUGAUGGAUUUUGUGAUAAUGAAUAUGAACAUUAUCAAAGAUUUUGUAAAGUUAAUGAUAGAGAUGGAUGUGCAUUAGAUACAAAAGUUUAUUGUGAUUAUGCUAAUGGUAAUCGAACAAAUGAUGAUGAAGUUUCAAGAUUGGCAUAUGGAUGUUUUUGUGAUCCAUAUAAAUGUUUAAUAAGAAGAGGUGGUUUACAUACAGCUCAAUGGUGUCAAAAAUAUGAAUUAUUUUGUGAUAGUAAACGACGUGAAGAGGAGUCACAGGAGUUGUCUGAAAUUAUAACAAAAUCAGUUGUCGUUCACCAACAUUGUACUAUUUUUUUACAUUUUGCAAAAGUUUUAUGUAAUCCUUUUGGACCUGAUUAUGAUCAAGCAAGAUGUACAAAAUUUUUAUUUGAUUGUGAAUUAAUUACUGAUUUUAGUAAAACUGAAGGUCUUAAAAAUACAGAAAAAAAUUAA
Strongyloides ratti is the source of this 714-nucleotide messenger RNA. RefSeq lists its product as hypothetical. The coding region runs from base 1 to 714 and encodes 237 amino acids. The record is from RefSeq and is a predicted model, not a curated record. The transcript has a single exon. NCBI's taxonomy places the organism in Eukaryota, Metazoa, Nematoda, Chromadorea, Rhabditida, Strongyloididae.